Olea europaea var. sylvestris is the source of this 1516-nucleotide messenger RNA. RefSeq lists its product as uncharacterized. Bases 143 to 1294 code for a protein of 383 amino acids. The record is from RefSeq and is a predicted model, not a curated record. Lineage: Eukaryota; Viridiplantae; Streptophyta; Magnoliopsida; Lamiales; Oleaceae. The transcript is spliced from 4 exons.
GUAGCAAACCGCCAUUGGACAACAGUAACUCUGUACACUCUGUUUCUUUAUGCAACUCUUUUGAAUAUUAUUAUCUGGAAAUAAAAUAACCAUUUAGCUAUUUCUCUCUUGUUUGGAACUGUGGGUGUAAACUCUGAGAGAAAUGGGGGAAAAUGGUGGAGGAAGCAGAGUAUGGAAGCAGAGGAACAUUGAGUCAAGGGAUUGGUGCAAUUUUGGAGAGUGUAGUAGAAAAACCCGGCCAUGCCAGGAUUUUCGUCCCAUGAAGCACUUAAACUAUGGACAAGGAGAAAAUGCUAGUCUUAGUGCUAUUGGGCCUGAAAAACAACAACAAGAAAUCAGUCAUAAAAGGUCAGGUGAGGUUCAGGGAGGAACUGGUUGCAAAAAAAAGAGAAGCUAUUGUCUGCACUUGCCUGAAGGUGCAAAUAGUGGUUCGAAGCACUCAGUUUUUCAUCCCCAAUCAAUAAAGAUUCAGUCUGAUAUAUUUGAAGAAAUGAUUUCUUCUACAUCAACAAAAUCAGGUUCUGCUGCUAUUGAUUCAGAAGAUCCAGAGAGAGAGGAAGUGCUACAGCCUACGAUGCCCGCUUCAAGAGAUUUGGGACAACUAAGAAAGAGAAACUUCAAGGAACAUAAUGAAGCCCAUUGUUCAACUGUGUCCCCUCCCAACUACCCGAUUGAAUGUACUGUUAGAGAGAAAAAGUUGAAGCUGAAAAUGGAGCUUAAAACUCGUGAUUUGAGUAGAAGAACAGUUGUUCUACCUAUUGGAAAUGUUUCACUAAAUUUGAGUGCUGAUUUUGAAGACCAAAGUGUGGACAAAUUCGAAAUGAAAACAGAGGAUUCUUUGGGAUUAGGGGCCAGUGAGAUACAUCACCGCAAUGGAUUGGAAACAGCAUUGAUAGAUGUGGAUUUGACCGUUGAAGCAAGUUAUCGAGCAGAGCACGUCCCAUUUGUCUGUCUAGUGAGUAAACUAAACAGGAAGGCAAUCCUGGGACAUCCAAUUGAAAUAGAAGAGAUAGCUGACAGUUCUCAAACUUGUGCUAAAUUUCACCAACUUGUUUGGAGAACUUCCAAAAGGAGUCCCGUAAUCUAUGUCACAAAUUCCUGUGUUUCUUCCACUGCUAUGGACGAGCAAGCUUUGCGAGGUGGCCUUAGGGAAAAUAUUCUUGCUGGUGAACAGAAGUUUUCAAAGAAACCUGGCCAAUUCAAGCAAGGCACAGUGCCACUAAGGAGAACUUGUGUUCCGGUGAAGCACAUAUUCAGUAAGAUACUAAUAGCCGUGGGUCAAGUACAAACUUAAGAGGCAGUUGCAUCUCAUUUACUAUAUUUUCCACUGGGUGAAGUUUCUUGACUACACCUAUGGCAUGUUCAGGAAGGUGGAUCAAACAAUAUUAGGCAAUAUUUCCAAAGAAGAACUAUGAGCAGAUUGUUUUUGCAUAUUUUCUAGUACAUGAAUUUUCACUGGUUUCCCAAAGUGCGAAUGUAAAGUCGAAGAAUUUAUGCUACCCCUUGGUUCUUGUCA